CGUAGACGACCUGGGCGACCACGUAAGAUUCCACGCAUACAAGAACCCGAAAAAGACAGUGGUCCACCAAUACCUGUAACUGAAAGUCAAGCUGAAAUUUCUGUUAUUCUUUCUGAUGUUGAAAAUAAAGAUAUUUCCCCCAACCCUCAUCAGGAGGAACAGAAACCACCUACUAGGCCACGUGGGCGGCCACCCAAGCACUUCAUGGGCAAAAGGUAUCAUCGCUACAGAGGCCAGAGGUAUUAUAAACCUCCAAGUAAGCCUCUACUCAGACAAUUUAUGUGCCGUGUCUGUGGCUCCCGUUUCCUCACACAAGAAGACUAUUCCUUUCAUGUGAAUUCACACGAUGGCAGUGACCCCCAAUCAUUCCGGUGCCUGCAGUGUAACUACCAGUGCCGAAGAUGGUCUUCAUUAAAGGAGCACAUGUUUAACCACCAAGGAAGUAAGCCACACAAAUGUGACCAAUGUGACUACACUAGUGUAUACAAAAAGGAUGUGAUAAGACACUCUGUUGUGCACAAGCAGGAACGGAAGAAGAAACCUUUGCUGACUUCAAAAAGUUCCACCUAUCCAUGUCCUGUCUGUAAUCGGGUAUAUAAUAUGCAAAAGAGGCUGACACAGCAUUUAAAAUCACACAGCAGUGAGAAGCCACACAUGUGUGACAAGUGUGGUAAAGCCUUUAAGAAGCGUUACACCUUUAAGAUGCACCUUUUGACUCACCUACAUUGUGUGGAGGAGAGCAGGUAUAAAUGUGAAUUCUGUGAAUAUAUGUGU
Molecule: messenger RNA, 774 nt
Organism: Staurois parvus
Lineage: Eukaryota; Metazoa; Chordata; Amphibia; Anura; Ranidae
Source: the annotation of a GenBank genome assembly